AUGGCUACUAGGAGUAGAUUUGCUGGUGCCGCGCCCAAAGAGCUUUUCACAGCUGAUGAAAUCAAUCAUGCAAUCCAAAAAAAUAAACUUGUCGUUAUCCUGUUCAAUGAACGGUACGCUAAAGGAGAAACUGUGGAAACUCAUCUGAAUUAUUGUCAGGCCAUAUACGAAUAUAGAGAUGAUGUUCACUUCUACAAAUCUCUAUUCAUGUCCUCGGCAAUUGACUCAGUAGAAAAGAAGCAUAAGGUUCAAAGUUGUCCAACGUUCCUCUUCUUCCGCGACGGCGAACUUGUGUGUCGAUUCGACGAUGCUGAUGAUGAACCUGAAGACAUCGCCACGCAGAAGAAAAAUCUCAAGACAGAAAUAACAGCCCUGAAGGACAUAACGGAUCCAAAAGAAUACCAACUUCGAGUAUUCUUAGAAAAAUUGUGUGGGAGAGCAUAA
Adineta ricciae is the source of this 444-nucleotide messenger RNA. The record is from the annotation of a GenBank genome assembly. NCBI's taxonomy places the organism in Eukaryota, Metazoa, Rotifera, Eurotatoria, Adinetida, Adinetidae.